AGAGGCGGGCCCAGGGCGAGGAAGCGCCGCCGCCGCCGCUGCUGCGUGCGAGCCACGCCACGGCUGGAGGGCAGGCAGCUCUCCCCCCGCAGGCAGUGCAGUUCCCCAGGAGCCGCUGGCGAUGGCCGGGGACAGCGAGCAGAGCCUCCCGGGCCAAGGACACUCUGGCGGCGGCUCGCCGUUCCUCAUCGGGGUCAGCGGGGGCACUGCCAGCGGCAAGUCUUCUGUCUGUGCCAAAAUUGUCGAACUGCUGGGGCAGAACGAAGUAGACCAUCGCCAGAAACAGGUUGUGAUUCUGAGCCAGGACAGCUUCUACCGGGUCCUCACUGCAGAGCAGAAAGCCAAAGCCCUCAAGGGCCAAUUCAACUUCGAUCACCCAGAUGCCUUUGACAACGAGUUGAUCGUCCAGACGCUCAGCAAGAUCAUGGAGGGGAAGACGGUCCAGAUACCUGUCUAUGACUUUGUCUCCCACUCCCGCAAGGAAGAGGCUGUGACAGUUUACCCUGCAGACGUGGUGCUUUUUGAAGGUAUCCUGGCCUUCUACAGCCAAGAGCUCCGGGACCUGUUCCAGAUGAAACUCUUCGUAGAUACAGAUGCAGACACCCGUCUCUCUCGCAGGGUUCUCCGAGACAUCAACGAACGGGGCAGGAACCUCGAGCAGAUCUUAACGCAGUAUAUUUCCUUUGUCAAGCCGGCCUUUGAAGAAUUCUGCUUGCCUACCAAGAAGUAUGCUGAUGUCAUUAUCCCCCGUGGGGUGGAUAAUCUUGUGGCCAUUAACCUGAUCGUACAGCACAUCCAAGACAUUCUGAAUGGAGGCCUGGGCAAACGCCAGCUCAACGGGCACGUGAACGGCUACACCCCUCCCCGCCAACGACAGCCCUCGGAGUCAAGCAGCCGACCGCACUGAUGUUGGGCCUGACGGGAGGCCGUGGGAGGCCCCUCCUCCUUAGGAACUGCAUCUUCUCGGCUCCAGCCGUGCGCUGAAGACUCCCUAGCAGGGUUUGAUGACUUCAAUCGGCAGGGGUCUUUUCUGAGGGCCAAAACGUACUUGCUUUUCGAUGGCUCUGCUGCAGGCGCCGUGAAGAAGGAUUCAGUCCCUUUGGAAAGAGCACAGAUGACUUCUUGGGCCUUUUUUGCAACAGCAACAUCAUUCUCUGUGGCAAAGCCGUGCUGUUGUCGAAGGCCUUGGGGGACAAAAGGCCAAGGAUGAGGGAGGGAGAUGACUGAACUUACCCCGGAUGUCUCAAGGCUGGGUCAUUAGCUUCAAAUGAACGUAGUGGCAAGGGAAGGGUGAGGUGGGUUGCGGGUUGGGUAGCGAUUAAUUCUCCCUCUAGACUGUGGUGUCUUGUGGGCAACAAUUCGGCUUCGUGAGCUACUGGCAUUAAAGUUGGGAGCUACUGUAUUAA
Messenger RNA from Heteronotia binoei (common prickly gecko), 1406 nucleotides. RefSeq names its product uridine-cytidine kinase 2 (gene UCK2). Bases 122 to 907 code for a protein of 261 amino acids. The record is from RefSeq and is a predicted model, not a curated record. Gene Ontology annotation, cellular component: cytoplasm; cytosol. The transcript is spliced from 7 exons. NCBI's taxonomy places the organism in Eukaryota, Metazoa, Chordata, Lepidosauria, Squamata, Gekkonidae. Gene Ontology annotation, molecular function: kinase activity; ATP binding.